Messenger RNA from Seminavis robusta, 5847 nucleotides. The record is from the annotation of a GenBank genome assembly. NCBI's taxonomy places the organism in Eukaryota, Bacillariophyta, Bacillariophyceae, Naviculales, Naviculaceae.
AUGAACCACCUGGUUAUCUACUCAGUAUGCCAUAGUGAAAACGUGAGAACGGAGAAGAAACGGAGAUAAUUACUGGGAGACACAGUCAGGGCAGAGCACCUUUGCUCCCCGUGCACACGCAUCCUUUAGUCGAGCUGUUGUAAGAGUAAAAGGACCAUCCUCUAUCGUCUUCCUGUCGUCUUCAGCAGUCUCUCUGUCCCCGCUCAGUUAGUUGUUUGUUUGGCUAUUGCUUGCUUUAUGCGUACAAGAUGGAGGAGCCACGAGACGACGAGGUAGCCGAAAGCCCUUCCAAUGGCGAUGCUACCCCCAACGGAUUACCGCUGGGUAAUAAUAGCAGGAACGGCGACGGCGAUAACAAGCAAGAGUCGGCACCCCAGGAUAAUGGCAGCAGUGCCUUAAUGAUGAACGGCCGUGGUGGAUCCGUGUCAUUUGCUAAUACUACCAAAUUCGAUAACGACGACAACAAGACGGAAGAACUGAAUGCUCACAUUUCCAGAGGAUCGGGCGACGAAGACGCCAACGCUCCGGAAGAAUCCCACGCCAUGACCUCGGGAAUACUGGACUCGACUGCGGUCACCAACUCCACGUCGCGUCGUCGAGGUAGCUCGCUCGAAUUGCGUCGUCUUCCCGUGAACGUGCUAUUAAGACCGGAAGAAUCCAAACUCUUUGACGAAGACUUGUCCGUCGAUGAUGGCAUCGAUUUUGACGAACAAACGCGGACACGCAGUUGGCUGCAACGGGCCUGUUUGAAUUCCAAAUUCACCCUCAGGUCCCAAAUGAUGUUGUCCUUUGGAGUUAUUAGUACCUGUACCAUCUUCGUGGUGGUGAUUGUGUGUAUAGCGGUAUCCGUUAUUUCGGGUGAAGUCGUCAAGGAGAAAGGCCGGGAGACAUUUGAUGAUGUGCUCGCCGUGUUGGAGGGACGAGCGGUACGCUAUAUUGCCGAAGAUUUGUCCCCGAGAUUAAUGAUGGAUGAUGUCGUUCAAAUAUUGACAGAAGCGGUGCAAGAUCGAUUUUAUGGGUAUCCGGUCUAUCUCAAUGAUUCCAUGGUACCUUUCGUGGAUACCCUCUCUGGGGAGAGAAAGUACCCCAUAAACGGGGAGCCUCUGCCUUUGGAUUGGCAGAUUGAUCCCAAUGUAAAUGAGGAUAAUCAAGAAGAACAUGUUCAGGGACGGUAUCCUUGGUUCGGUGGUGGCAAAUUGACUACCACCAACGCUGUGUAUUACAUGCAAGGAAGCUGCGAUGUAUCCGUCACAGAUCCCACCGACAACACCUUUAUGGACAAUUGUACACAAGCAAACAAUGAUAUCGAAACGGGCGGUGUCUACUCCCCCACUCCCACAAAUCUACACGUUCACAGGGCAGCAUCUGAUCUGACCCCUCUAUUCAAGUCACUCUUCGAGUAUCACACAGAUCUCAAGGGUGUGGCUGCACUAUUUAGCAAUGGUGGCGCUGGAGCCACCAUUAACUACCCUGGAAUUCAACUGCCUGGUGGAACCGAGUAUACUUCCAUCGGCUGUGACUGGCUCAAGGGACCGAAUCCCUUUGAUGAAUCGAAACCCAUCUUGACACCCGAGGAAAUUGACCGUUGUGAACGUACCGGAUCCAUCCGCCGUAAAGAUGGUGUCAAGAUACCCGCCCGUUUAUAUUCACCCCUGGACCGAGGCUGGUGCCGCAAAUUCGUCCAAAACAAGGGAAAGCUGACCCUGGAUGGGCCUUAUAAGGAUGCUUGGUCCGAUAGUUGGUUGCUUACCAUUGGCAGAGCUGUCCAUGAUCGCAUGACAAAGAAGUUUAUUGGAACCGUACAGGUAGACUUGGUGGUGGGCGCUUCGCUGCAAGAUAUUUUGAUGGACACAACAAUCACCAACAAUUCGGAGGUCAGCGUGGUUGCAUUCGAUGACGUGGGCACUGUUGCACUCUCUUCGGCAUGGGACAUCUCGUCCGCCAAGUAUAGUGUUUCCAUUUCCGAAUUGAACGUCGGAGUCAGUGAAAAUGCCUUUCAGGAAUUCCGGUCUCUUGUGGAUUACGAUGACAAGAGCAUAAUGUGGGACCCGAGCGAAGUGAAGGAGAGAUAUGAAAGCUACAUGGUGAAAGAACAAGGCUUCCAAGUCAAAGCUUAUCCAAUACCUCCUGUCCCCGAGGAGUACGACCCCGACUACAAACCAAGCUUUUUGGUUGUGUUCUCGGCAAAUGAAUUCGACGCGUACGCAGCGGCAAGAAAUGCCGAGGAGCAGGUUGAUUCCAAAGUCAUGUCUUUGACCAUUUUGUCGAUCAUUGUUGGGUUAGUAGGACUGGCGGUUGUUUUUAUGAUGCUCUUUGCUGUGUCCAAUUUCAUCACACUUCCAUUGCGACGCAUGAACGAGACGGCCAUGAGAAUAAUUGACAACUUUGGCGGCGGCGGCGAAGACGCCAAGAUCGCUCCCGAAGAUGCCAUUCCUCGUAAACAGUUGGUUCAAACAGAACUCGGUCAGAUUGUCAAAGAGUUCAACAAAAUGGUGAAUAAGUUCAGCGGAGGGGCAAUGGCCAAGAAUGCCAAGGUUAGCAUCACCGAAGUCGACAAUCAAUUCCAGUUACUCAAGGAGUUCUCUGGCUUGUAUGCCAGCCGUGGCGACCCCAGUUUCAAAUUCAGUGUAGAAAACGCAAGAUCAGAGGUCGCUGAAGACUCAAGAACAGAUGACGAGGACGAAGAUACGGUACCACCACCAGCACAACGCCUCCAUUAUGGAUCCAACAUACUAUCGUCCGGAGCCUCGACUGUGAAGACGUCGCUUACCAUUUGGACGAGCGAGGGGUCCUCAUGGUUUUCCUCACCUUUGUUCCGUUGGAUUCUUGGGUUGAUCGUUGUCCCCUUACUCUUGUCAACGGUAACAAUCUCAACGAUUGUGACGGCCAGUGUGUCACAGGAACUCCCUGAAAUGAUUGACGUUGCUGGGGGUGGACUGGUUAAUUUGCAAGUGUCCGCACUUAUUUCCUUUGCAAACCUCCGUGCUGGAUACGCAGCCAAGCUCAGUGAACAACCAGUUAGGGAUACUCACGUGCUGGUACGAUAUGCGAGCUGGCUAUUGUUUGGUGGAAUGGACUUUGAUACUUUCACAGAGUUGGAAGUCCCCGGAGCGGAUGAAUGCAAGCAUUACGAAGAGGACCAUCUCCAAUGCCCGUACAAUGAGGAGCAUUAUAUUUGUGACUGCGACUGGAGCAUGAACAACCCUGACCGCCCAUGUACCGUUUAUGACUUCGAUACUCGACCUUUGCAGAAAAAGUUCUGGGUUUCUAGCUCGCAGGAUGUCGAACCAAACGGGGAUCGAAGCUCAACAACACAUCCUUUAGUUGCAAAUGCUUCAAACGAAACUGAGUGGUUUCGGAGUGUCGAGGAAGUCCCAGGGUCGCCAGAGAAUCCAAUUGACGGAGCUCCCAGUUGGUCGAAUUCCACCCCGUCCUAUCGCAGGCAUGUCACCCCAUAUGGCAGGCUUCGUGCUGGGGCAGCUUCACCGAUAGUUUUGCCAAUGUUCAACUAUGACGUACACAGAGAGAUGAUAAUCAACAAUUAUCUUUGUUUCGAAGCGGACGGCAUGUAUAUGGGCUACGCUGGAUGCUCCAAUGUUGGUCAUGCGAGAGCCCCUUUUUUUGAAUCAGAUGAGAUGAAUCGAGCAGCCGAAGUGCGACCGGAGUUAUGUCCUCUUGGGAAGCACGGUUAUGACCCUCGCUGCCGUGGAUGGUAUGGGGAUGCAAAGAGGGCCUAUGACACUAUAGGAACUCCGGCACAUGUUGCGCCCCCGUACGUUUUCUCUGGCGGGGGCAAUAUUGCGCAGUCUUGCGUUGGAAUAAUUGUAGAUCCAAACACGAAGGAGUUUGUGGGGGAGACUUUGAUCGAUUUUGAAUCGACAAGGGUCUUUCGAGCAUUGAGCUCCAACCGCACGCCACUGGCCACUGGUGGCUUUCAUAUACUGGUCACGACGAUCGCGGAUGGAGGUGGCGGGGAUGGUGUCAUUGGUCCCAAUCAUACCGUCAAAGAUGCAGCGAGACCGAUUGGCGAAAUCGUGAAUGCUCACAACGAAAGCUGUAAAAGCAGCGUCUGUGGCUUUGCGGCAAUAGUCAAGUCCAUGAAGGCAGGCGAGGCUAAUUCCGACGUGUUUACAAUGGAUGGCCCAGACGGAUUACCAGUCACCAUGCACAUCGCGUACAGCCCCGUUAACGUGAAAAUGUUCCGACAAGUAAACGCUUCAGACUUUACGAGAGGCGUCGAGGAGAUCAUCCACACGCUCUAUUCGGUUGCCCUGGUUGAGCCUGAAGCCUCCUUCCUUUUACCAUUCGAGCAGGCCGAGGAGGAUAUCCAACAAGUUAUUCGCGUUGGCCUUGCUGUCUUGGCUAUUGUGAUUGUCAUUGCUGCGAUUUUGGUUAUUAUCUUGUCACAACGCAUCACCGUUUCCAUGACGGAACCCAUGCAGUAUCUCCUCGAAUUGAUUCGCCAAAUCAACCGCCUGGAUGUCGGCGAAGAAGCACCCACCUACGACAUGCAUGGGGGAUACGGGUCCAGCGAAGUAUUACACGUUCGUUUGACAAUGGAACGGCUCUAUAAGAUUAUUCAGUGUGCCAACGCCGCCUACUUUGCAGGAGAAACUGACCUUGCCUACGAAGUUUUCACAGAUGCUCUUCAGCUGUUCACAAGACUUGACAAUAAGAAAGCCAUGGGAGUGGCAAGCAACAAUCUGGGCAACACGAUGCUGACUGUAUUUAGGACCAUGGAAGCGACAGGAGCGAGCACGUCUCUUGGGAUGACCAAGCGACAGAUCAUUGGAAAAGGCAUGUCCUAUUUCCACCAAGCCAUUCAGCUUGGCGAACAAUCAUACGACAUUUUCUACGAAACGGAAGGAUGGGGACCGAAUUGCCUUCACUUUAUGCAACACCUUUCCAACCGUUACUUCAACCGGGCCAUGUUCUUACUGACAGUCAAGGACCACCAUGAAAAACCAAAGGAGAUAGAAGAUUUGGGAUUGCGGGAUCUGCAAAUCACAAAUGAUAUGGACGUUGAGAUUGUAGAUGAGGGCACUCAAGUCGGAUGGGGUGUUCGGUCUGCCGCUGCGCACUUUGAUGUGAAGCUGUCUAGAAUACGAGGCCACAACAGCCUCCUGGAAAUGGGCUACCCAGAUGACUGGGAUGUGGAAGAGAUGCUGGUGGAUGCCUUCAAAAUCCUAAAGUCAGAGAUUGCCCUGGAAGAAAAUUGCCUGUUUACCGAUCUCAGCCCUGCGGGCCGGAUGCAACAGAUUGAACUCGAGCUGAUGAGAUACUAUUCUGUGAAGAAAGAUAUUGCGACGGCCGCAAAGGUAGCCAUUCGAAUGAUGGUGGAGGACGAAUUCGUAAUCCCCGAGGCCCAGAGGAAGGCAGUGGAUGUUUUGGAGAGCUGGAGUGCCCAUGCGAAGAACAAGAUUCCAGCGGAAGUUCAGAGACGGUUGAAGAUGUACCAAAUAUGGUUGGAAGACGCUUGCGAUGAACUGGAUACUCAGAGAUCUUCCAGGGAUGCUUUCUCUGUGGACAAGGAGCAUCUUUCCUUGCGAGGCUCCAUCGUUUCCAAGGUGUCGCGAGCGUCGCAGGGCAAUGAUUCUGGUUUCUUUGACGAGAACUCGACCAAGGGCGAUCGAUCCGACAAAAUGUCUUUGUACUCGGUUCAAUCAUUUCGACAAAGCAUGCGAGGUGAUCUCACGAUGGAGGCCUUUUAGCUGUGUAGCUACCACUAUGAUACCUCCAUGCGACACCAAGAUCAACAGUGGACAUCACUGUUUCUUGUAAUCAACAACUUUUUUAGACCAUUAAUGAAUAACUUUUAAUUUAUAGCGCCGUAAGUACACAACACUG